GUUGAAGUCCAAGUCUAUGUUAAAUUUACCAAGGUUGUGCAACCUUGUAGAGCAGUAGAGGAGAAACAGGGUGUCCUACCAACUCUACAAUUCUAGGCACCUACAUUUCCUGCUCGAGAGGUUGUCCUCACAGAAAUGAUUCCUCCAGGGUUACCCAAAGACUCCUUCCUCAUCUCGAUUUGCUCCCCUUCCUGUCCGCAGGGUUUGACCAUACCCAGAGUGGACCAUCCGAUUGACCAAGCCCACCUGGAGAAGAUGGUGAAAAGGGCAGUCCAGGAGUACUCCUACAAGAACUCGCUAGAACCAACGGCCUACCGGCCAUACAAAUAUUGGGUGUCCCGCGAAGAAGAAAAAUUCAACCCAGUGUUCGUCGGCAACGACAGAUACGCAACGUGGAGGACUGGACCGUACAACAGCGCAGCCUGGAACCGAUAUACCACGUACCUGCCACGGAUCCCCAGGGAGGCUGGCAUGGAUGCCAUUCUGCGUGGGAUGCCCAUGGAGUAUCCCCCGAAGCCUGAGCGACUCAACAAUUACGAACGGGAAGUCGUGGUCAACAUGUUGAACAGCUUGUCUCGGAAGCAGCUUCCGUACGUCCAGCAUCAAUACUCCAUCCCGGGCCGGAUGCCCUACCAGGGGUACUACAGCCCUUGCACCGGCCGCCAUUACUGCUUGCGUGGAAUGGAUUACUACGUAGACGGAGCCCCCUCCACCGAGAGGCAGAUCAGCCAGCUAGUUGAGAAGAUUGUAAGGUUCGGAGGGUUCGGUUCUGCAGCCCCUCUUCCUCCAACUCCUCCUGGGGGGUCUUUUGGGGGUGGGCUCAGGUACCAGUCAGGCACCACAAAUAGGUUUCCUGGGGUCAGGGCAGGAUGCCCCCCUGGAGCUAGAGUUAGGGUCCUUAAUGUGGAGACUUCAAGCUGGAGAGCAACCAACUUUGGUGAAGUUCUCUCUUUGAUCUUCUUGACGUGUCCUUCAAAGACAGGGGCCUCCAAACCUAACCAUUUUUAACACCAUGCUGGCUGAGGAAUUCUGGGAGUUGAAGUUCCACAAGUCUCAAAGCUACCAAGUUUGGAGACCCAGUCUUAAGGUCCCAGGGCAGUUUUUUUCUUGGCUUCAGCAAUGUUAUGACGGACAGACGUGCUGGCUGGGGAAUUCUGGGAGUUGAAGUCCACCCACGUUAAGCCAUGCUGGCUGGGGAAUUCUGGGAGUUGACCCAGUGGAAUUCUGGGACUUGAAUUCCAUCAGUAAAAUCCACCUAUCUUAAAGCUUGCUGGCUGGGGAAUUCUGGGAAUUAAAAUCCACCCAUCUUAAAGGAUGCUGGCUGGGGAAUUCUGGGAGUUGAAGUCCACCCAUGUUAAGGUAUGCUGGCUGGGGAAUUCUGGGAGUUGACCCAGUGGAAUCCUGGGACUUGAAUUCCAUCAGUAAAAUCCACCUAUCUUAAAGCUUGCUGGCUGGGGAAUUCUGGGAAUUAAAAUCCACCCAUCUUAAAGGAUGCUGGCUGGGGAAUUCUGGGAGUUGAAGUCCACC
Molecule: messenger RNA, 1527 nt
Organism: Ahaetulla prasina
Lineage: Eukaryota; Metazoa; Chordata; Lepidosauria; Squamata; Colubridae
Gene: SPMIP6
Product: sperm microtubule inner protein 6
Exons: 4
Coding region: 136-1008 (290 amino acids)
Cellular component (GO): manchette; perinuclear region of cytoplasm
Molecular function (GO): alpha-tubulin binding
Source: RefSeq, a predicted model, not a curated record